Molecule: messenger RNA, 790 nt
Organism: Trametes versicolor FP-101664 SS1
Lineage: Eukaryota; Fungi; Basidiomycota; Agaricomycetes; Polyporales; Polyporaceae
Exons: 3
Coding region: 123-668 (181 amino acids)
Source: RefSeq, a predicted model, not a curated record
CGCGGAAGCGCACAAUCAUCUCGCUUCCGCUUAUUGCGCCGGCUCAGGGCGCGGGCAGGGCUCCGUCGAGCACUCGAGACAGCUUUCGCGUGCGGAUCGUGCCAGCCGAACAAAUGAGCACCAUGUGGGACGACGAUGUCGACGACGAAGGACUGUUCGCUUGGCAGGGCACACUCGUCGUGCGCAGCUCAGGGCCUGAGGCGUACACCUACGCGCGCGAGGCUGUCAAAGACUUCAAGAUCCAGUUUCGAGGGCAUGAGCAACCGCUUGCGCAUGCCGCUCGAUCCUCCUCUUUUGCAACGCAAGCCGGGAGCGGCGGAUCAUGGUGUGCACAUUACAAAGGCCACCGUGAGCGCGCGCGCGACGGCCACUUGCCCUGCCUCGAUGUCUCCCAUGGCAUCGUGGUCGAGAGACUUUUGGAGCCUGUGCCGUCGCAAGGAGCGGGUGGGAAUACGCUCACUUGGUUCAUACGGUUCUGGGUGCCUGUGCCGGUCGCUCUGAUUGCGCGCGCGGAGCACAAGUCGUUCGUGUGCCAGGCGAGAGUGAAGAUCCAGCAUGGGGAGUCAUCGUCUGAGGAGAUGUGGGUGUCUGCGGAGGACGUCGUCGUUGGGAUAGAGCGGCUGAAGCUGAAGCAAUUGCCUGUCAAGCCUCGUGCGCUCAAUGAAUAAUCUCAUAGUACUGCUAAUCCACGGCGACAAAUGAUCUUGUGCGCGAAAUAUCACCUCGGACCGUCUGUGACAUGAUACACCUACUCGCCUACACACACUACGAUGCAUAUUCAAGUACUGCG